This is a messenger RNA of Olea europaea var. sylvestris, 1462 nucleotides long. Its product is annotated as lysM domain-containing GPI-anchored protein 1-like. The record is from RefSeq and is a predicted model, not a curated record. Lineage: Eukaryota; Viridiplantae; Streptophyta; Magnoliopsida; Lamiales; Oleaceae. The coding region runs from base 56 to 1348 and encodes 430 amino acids. The transcript is spliced from 6 exons.
UGGCUUUCCUCUGCCUUCAAUCUUUCAUGUACACUUUGCCCUCUGCCGUAAAAUAAUGGCCCCCAGCCCCACCAUUCUCAUAAUCCUCCUCCUCGCCACCUUCCUUCCGCCUUUUGCCACCGCCAAAUCCACCAUUGAACCCUGCUCAAACUACAACACCUGCAGCGCCCUUGUCGGCUAUUCCCUCUACACCGACCUCAAAGUUUCCGAACUCGCUGCCAUUUUCUCGGUCGACCCUAUUUCUCUCCUCCUUGUCAAUGCCAUCGACAUCUCCUACCCCGACGUUGAAAAUCACAUCCUGCCGGAGGGACUUUUUAUCAAGAUACCCAUUUCAUGUUCUUGCGUCGACGGCAUUCGGAAGUCAUCGUCCACCGUUUAUAAAACCCGUCCUUCCGACACUUUGGCAUCCAUCUCCACCGUCAUUUACGGUGGCCUUGUGUCGGCCGACCAAAUCAAAGAGGCGAACCCCAAGGCCGCACUGUCGGAUCCUUCUGUGUUGAAUAUUGGGACGAAGCUCAAUAUCCCACUCCCAUGCACUUGUUUCGAUAACAAGGACAACGAUUUGCCCACUAUUUAUAUGUCUUACGUAGUGGCACCUACAGAUACGCUCAUGGAAUUAGCUGCAAGGUACAUUACUACUUUGACAGAUCUUAUGAACGUGAAUGCAUUGGGGAGCCCUGCGAUUAACGAGGGUGAUAUUCUGGCUAUUCCAUUGUCUGCUUGUGCAUCUAACUUUCCAAGAUAUGCUUCGGAUUACGGCUUGUUUGUGCCUAAUGGGAGUUAUGCUAUAGCGGCUAGUCAUUGCGUGCAGUGCAGUUGCGGGCCGGGAAGUCGCAGUUUGUACUGCAUGCCGACUUCAUUGGCAGUUUCUUGUUCGAGCAUGCAAUGCAAAAAGAGUAAUCUCAUGCUCGGAAAUGUCACCGCACAACAUACUAGUGCAGGUUGCAAAGUGACUUCUUGCAGUUAUGGUGGCUUUGUGAACGGAACCAUCAUCAACUUGUUGUCCACAUCUCUUCAACCUAGAUGUCCAGGACAACAACAAUUUCCUCCCCUCGUGCCUCCACCUACAACGCUUCCACAAUCAUUAUUCGCUCCGGCUCCAGCUCCGGCUCUGGCUUCAGCUCCGGCAGCAGCUCCUUCACCUUCACCUCCUGAGUCAGGUGGUUUUCCAACGACACACCGGCACAAGAAGCCUUUGGUGUUACCUUCAUCCGGAGCAAAUGUACCUAAUGGAAGUGCAUCUGUUAAUUCUUCAGGGACUGGCUCCUUAGUGAACCCUUUUUCUAUUAUUUCAACCACAUUUCUUUUAGGUUCUGUUAUCAAGUUUCUACCGUCACUUCCAUUUUGAGUCUUUGAUGAGUUUUUUGUUUUGCUUUCUUCAAGGGUGCACCACUCUAGCCGUGUAAUAUUUAAACAAUAUUAUAUGAUACAAGCUUAUAAUUUAUUUAUAAGUAGUUUUAUG